Molecule: messenger RNA, 4456 nt
Organism: Hymenoscyphus albidus
Lineage: Eukaryota; Fungi; Ascomycota; Leotiomycetes; Helotiales; Helotiaceae
Source: the annotation of a GenBank genome assembly
GAGCUCAACCUUCUGAAAAGAUUCAAUUGAGUGCCGUGGAUAAAGUUCCUGGCUAAAUAUUCCGCUUCUUCGCUUUUUGCGCAAGCAAGAGCGAUAUGUCAGAGUUAGCUAUUGCCGUAUUCCAAGCUUGUGGAUGAGAGCAUGUUGACCCGAGAGGGUCAUCCUUGAAGCUUCAAUUUUAGCAAGAACAAGAGUUCAAGCAGAAGAAAGUGGAUGCAAAAGUGUAAAGUCUAGACUAAGUGGAAGCAGCAGCUUGCAGGAGAGCAUUGGCAAUAUAUAAGGAAGGAGAGACCAAGAAAGAAGAGACUUCAUGCACAUGCAUGCGAAAACACAGGAAAACAUCUCAAAAGCUUUUGUGGAGGAGAUGGAAGAAAUCAUGAAUGCAUAGCCGCUUUAUAGUCAUUAUGGACAUGAUGGGAAGUCGGUGAGCUGAUUGGGUCGGCAAACAAUCAAGAGGCGGCACGAUGCUGAGAUGGUAUGGUGCGAUUCUGAGAUUCUCUGGUUCCUCCUUUGAUACGCGUCAACCUCUCGCAAAAAAAGAUUCCAUGUCGGUGCGACGACAACACCAUCAACCUUCACCCACGACAAACUUCCGCAACACCAAUCAAUCUCAUUUGGUCUCCUUGUCUCCUUGUCAAUUUAUAUGCCCACUGGGCGACCAAUCAAUUUCCUGCCCCCCUACCCGUCAUUCAAACUUCAAUUCCCUUCACCCUCUUCCCGCCCUUGUCGGAGAACUGUCGGUCACCCCCCUGACGAUGUUUGAGCCAUGAACACACCCCCAGAUUCUAGAGACCAUGGAGGUCGUGAUUCUCCAUGGUAUCACAAUGGCAAUGGCGGCAUUGAAGUUAGCAAUAGAGGCGGCCGAUCUAAAUCGGCGGUGCCAACUCAACGGUUCUCAUACAGCAGAGACGAAUGGGCCCGAUCUAGAAGUCCUCUCCUGCAACGUGCAAGCCAGAGCUCCCAAUCAUUGGCUUCAGAUCUAGAGCGCCCUGCAAAUGCCAGAAAGAGAACCCCGGUCUUUAACGACUUGCAUACCGCCUAUUCCUUCGUUGUGGCACGCAAAAGAGUCUCGCAGGUGGAGGUCGCAACUUCCCCAGAAGAGAAUUCAAUUCCGCUGGAAACUCUGAACCUAAAGCACAACCCGGAAAGCCCACAUGAGGCACAUGAAAAGUCACACCUUCUGGGAAAUCUUCCGACUCAUCCUACACCUGCCCUAGUGCCGUUUUCACGUCAAAAUAGUCACAUUGCUUCCACGUACAACCAUCCAAGACAACUAGCCUCUGAGUUGGAGAAGCCUACCAUCCAAAGCUCAACUUACGGUAGUCAACCUGUAAGUAAUUGAUUCUAUAAUAUACUCUCAGUCACUUACACCUUUCGCAGCCAGGGAAAUUGGGAAACUCUGUUCUUGCACAUAUAAAGAACGCGCUCUCCUUUCAAUCAACAAGAGAUGAUCAGUCUGGGGAACAUUGGCAUUGGCACAAAGAUGCUUCCAAACGCGAAUCUCCACGCGCCAAAAAUCGCACUCUGAGCCGUCAAGCCAUCCAAUCAAAACCCUCUAAAGCAGAGCCAGAUUUUGCAACAGCUAUGGAUGGGAAGGAUUCAUCGUAUUACCAUUCCAGCCUCAAUGCUCCCCACUCUGAUUCAAUUCAGCAUGAGGGUUGGAAUUCUAGGCUACCGCACUUCGCUGCCGAAGGCUCAAGCAUGCCGGAAAGCAGUACCGUCGGGAACAUAUACACUCACUACAUGGCUUCCGAAGAAGCAUAUGAACCGAGUGAUGACGGAGAGAGUGCUUUCGUGUAUUUUGGCUCCAGAGACGAUAUAAAUCGACGCGCCUCAAGUCACGGCUUCCCUUCGAGUCCAAAGAACCAGCAUUCAAAGUUUCAUCUCCUUUCACCUAAUGCCAAUCUGAAAGGGCCAGGAGACAACUCAACCCUGCAGAGAAGUCCGCCAAAUUUCUCGCUUCCUACUCCGGCCAAUCAGAAAAUUUGCGCACAAUACACUGUUCCUGUUCCCUCCCAGAAAAUUGACUCGGGACUUUUCCAAGGAGAAGCGCGAGUUCCCGUGAUCAAACAAGGCUCAAGGGCUCUAAACUAUAAAAUUGGUUCAAAGGGUCAAGCUGGUCAUCAUCCUGGCCUCAACUUGGGUACAAAGCCAAGCAAGGGUAAAGAGAAGACUAGCGCAUAUGGUGGAAACGGCCCUGAAAUUCUUGUUUCUACUGCAAAUGCACAUGGCAAUCGACUUCCUGAAGGGGUCGAUUUAGAGAAGAGAUUGCCUUUGGAAAAGGAAGUAAGUAGAGCACUUCGCAGAGCAAGUGGCUACAGUGUAUACAGCAUCGGAAGCAACUCGACUAACCCACGCGAGCGAUAUGAGGAUGUAUCAAGCGAGACUCCAACUUAUCGGGCAAUCAAGUCACUAUUGCGAAGAAACGCGGAGGUUGUACCGCCUUCUGACGCUGAGAGCCAGAAUAGAAAUCGACCACAAGACAAGCCUCAAGGUCAGCCUUUUUUCGACCGGCAAGUGAUUCCUUCAAAUUGGGUCUCGACUCGACAACGAACUACAGUUCGUGUUCCCAUCAAUCAAGUUUCUCUUCCCGACUCGCCGCCCGACUCUCCACCUGAAGAUUUCAAUACACCAUUUGGACACCGUCAGGAUUUCCCAGAAGAUGAUGUCAAUGAUUGGGAGACAGUUGGGGAAAGUGCUGUAUCGAGACCUCUUGCGUCUGAUUUUCUUGGUGGCACAGUUGGAAGAGCAGGGAGUAGCAUUGCAAAUCAUUCAGACGACGAUAUCUUGUCCUUGGGAUCUUUCAGCUCGACAGAUAGAAUCACGCAACACCCUGGCAAUAUACAUUACUCGGGAGACUAUCGCCAAAGAGACCUCAAAAAGUCACAAAUUCCUGUUUUUCUGCCAGUCUUCACGGAGCACAAAGUAAAUGGGUAUCUCUCUGAUUCGACGAGGAUCCGCCCCCCUCCGAAUGCAUUUUACCAAAGUCCACCACCAUUGGCGAAACAACACGAGAAUCCCUUUCAGAGCCCUCCUCCAACAGUCAUGCCAAGUGCAAAGCUACGUCAACAAGCAAAUGUGACCCUUUUCCCCCCACCUGCGCAUUCUCACGCACACAGAGAGCCAGAUGUUUCCGGUAUGAGAUUGCAUCGACCCAAGAAGAAUAUGACAAUCGCUCAGCAAUCAUCGCAAGAUCCGGGAUGGAUGGAUGACUUUGGUGACCCAGGUCCUAUGAUUACUACUCAAAGAGAACAUGUUUUGAGAGCUACGGCCCCAGAGUAUGCAGCGGCAUGGCAAGACGUGAUCCCCUACGACAACAAUCAUAUUGACGCCGAGAAGAGCCAGACUGACGGUUUUGUUGAAAUGCAAACGUAUGGUGGCAAGUCGGACUCCAAAAAGCAACGAAACCGCAAGCCUUUUGUAAACGGGGGUCCUGGAGCUUUCUAUCGCGGACUACGCGCAGUUUCAUCUUCUCACCAGCAAACGCGAUCCGCUAAGCGUAAAUCCCGCCGACAGACCGUAAAAGAUAUCCCUACGAAUGCCCUCCGACGACUGUCUCUUCUCUCUGGGCGUAGACCUGUGACUCCUACAAAUAAGAUCACUGGCGAUGCGACAGAAAGGCCAGCGAAUGAUUUCGUUUACCGAUCCCCUCUUGCACCUCCAAGAUGCAACAGCUGGAAGGCAUUAUACACCGAAUCUCAGAUGGAAAGAAUGCGCGAUGCUGCAAAGUCCGAUGGUUUCUUUGGUCCUCAUUUGUCCUUCCCUGGGGGCUUUAGGCAGUCUAUGAAAAUUGCUGGAUCUCAGAAGCGGCUUUUUGAGGCGCCACGAUUAGCGGUCUUCUCCAGACAUUCAUCUAACCAGACAGGACUUAUCCGACAGAAGAGAAAACUCUCUACUGUUGUUCUUUGUUUAAGUAGCCUUUUCCCGCCUAUGCUCUUACUCUACGCGAUGGGUAAACUCGACGGAAUCGUCUGUUGGUGGACCAGGGGGCAAUGCUCGACAUUUGCAAGAGGCCAUAAGAGAGUGGCAAAUAUACUGAUGUACAUCUGGGGUCUAGUUGUGGUGCUCGGCCUCGUUGCUUUUCUGGUCUACUGGUUUGUGUUUUCACACCCACGUGGCUCUGCUUGAAUUAGCAGCCUCGUGCUACUGAUGACCCAAGAUGUCUAAUGUGUGGGUAUGUGCUGCUUGUCAUGCACAAAUAACCCAAGAGGAUGCUUUUUUUAUCUUUGAGGAUGUCCUAGACGUUGUCAUCUGCUCAGAACUUUGGUUGGACAUGGAUGGAAAGUUGAAUGGGGGGGGGGAGGAAUGUAUGAUUUGCUCUGUGCUCAUGGAAAAGGAGCCAGCUGAAUGGUUGAAACUUUGGUAGUUUCCCCGGAUUUUUUACGUGUAGAGUAUGGGUAAAGUGAAUCUAAAUCAUCAAACGAAUGAUAGAUAGUCUAAGGUAAAGACUUCGAAA